AUGGCACUGAGCUCGCCCAGUCUCUAUCAAGACGCUCCCGGUCUGGAGCUACAAAGUGACGUUCUGGCUUCCGUUGAGCAUGCCCAUCCUCAAGCAGCAUCUCAGCCACAUGACACACAAGCGCACGCCUGGACCAGCACAUCUGGCGCUCGCCAGCUCCACGGCUCUCAACAUACCAGUUCCAGACCCAGAGGAGUACAAGCAGAUAUCGAAGCUCCGACAGGCAUCCUAGAUAGUGGGGGAGGGACGAGUGAAUCCAUCUCAUCUAGCGCCGACCAACCUGUCCUCCAACCAACCGAGUCGUACGGAGAGCGCUUGACACGAGUCUUGACAGGCGAUGCUGACAAUGCCAGUGACGCAUACUUCGAUGACGAGCAUGGCAAAGGCGGCGAAAGCAGUGGGCCGUCGCGAACAAGAAAGUUGCUACCAUCGAUCGUUUGCCGAAGACGACGAAUUAGCGUCAGAACCCGACAAAGCAACACACCAAAGCGGACCAGCAUCCGACAGAGAGCAGAAGAGCUAGCGACCAUGGCAGAUUCCGAAAAGGAGGCAAGAGUCAAUCCGGCAAACAGCAGCACUGCGAAGCAUGUGAGCAGCGAGCCGCAACGCAUCCAGAUGGUGGGAGAAGACGGCAAGCCCAUGCGACGGCAUGGCAUCAGAGAGCGUGUGCUGCAUUUCACGCCGUCGUGGUUUUCGGUGACAAUGGGAACGGGUGUCAUCGCCACAUUGCUCAAUUUGCUUCCUUGGCCAUCCAUCCAUUCCGGCCUACGAUAUCCUGCACUCUGCUUCUUGCUCGCCGACAUUGUCAUCUUUGUGCUGUUCGUGUGCGCGUUUUUCGCCCGGUACCUCAUGUACCCAGAAGUGGUGCCACUGACCAUCAAGCAUCCUCAAAAGUCAAUGUUUCUAGGCACGCUACCCAUGGGUCUGAUUACCAUCAUCAGCGGUAUCGCACAGCUGGGGACGACCGAGUUCAAGCUGGGGAUCGGCUUUGCCCUUGCAGCCAGUGGACUGUGGUGGGCCGCUACAGCGAUCAGUCUAGCGACGGCGAUCGGUGUACCGUUCAGUAUGAUGACGUAUCAGAAGCACUAUUUCGAAGGCAUCACUGCAGCGCUUCUGCUUCCGAUUGUACCGCCCAUCACGGCGGCAGCGACAGGCAGCGUGUUGGCGGAAAUUCUGAUGCACAGAUAUCCAACGUACGCGUUUACCAUCAUGGUGGUGAGCUACCUCGUGCUUGGCAUCGGUCUACCACUGGCUCUGCUCAUCCUCGUGCUCUACUUCCAACGACUGCUGCUGUUCAAGAGCCCGCCGCGCGAUGUCAUCAUCUCGGUCUUUCUUCCCCUCGGUCCGUGUGGUCAAGGCGGCGAAGCAUGCCUUCACCUCGGACGAGUUGCGCUCCACCUCUUGCCCACCAUCUCGACCCCGGCAUCUUCCUCUGGAGUGCCUCAGCUCUUCUCUGUAGGACAAGCGCUGUACGGUGCAGGGCUUAUCUCAGCCAUGUUGCUCUUCGGACUCGGCAUAUGGUGGCUCUGCAUCGGAGUUUUCACCAUCAUCCGCGAACUGAAGCGAGGCAAGCUAGGGUUCAACAUGGGCUGGUGGGGUUUGACUUUUCCUUUUGCCAGUUUGGCAAUUUGCACAGCCAGACUGGCGAUCGAACUGAACAGCCUCACGCUCAAGAUUGUCUAUACGGGCUUUGUGAUUGCCAACAUUUCAUUAUGGCUGUAUGUCGCCAUUCCGACAGCCAAGGGUGCUUGGACGGGAAGGCUGUUCAAUGCGCCUUGUCUAGCUGAUCUUCCGCUCAAGCCAUGA
This is a messenger RNA of Mycosarcoma maydis (corn smut), 1806 nucleotides long. RefSeq lists its product as uncharacterized. Lineage: Eukaryota; Fungi; Basidiomycota; Ustilaginomycetes; Ustilaginales. Gene Ontology annotation, biological process: sulfite transmembrane transport; transmembrane transport. The transcript has a single exon. Bases 1 to 1806 code for a protein of 601 amino acids. Gene Ontology annotation, molecular function: sulfite transmembrane transporter activity. Gene Ontology annotation, cellular component: plasma membrane. The record is from RefSeq and is a predicted model, not a curated record.